AUGAGCGGCCAUGCGCGCACCGCGUCGGUCAAGACAAUUCCCAAACCUCAGGCAGUGAACCCAAUAGCAGCGCCCGAUAUUCGCCUGUUCGUAACCAAUUUGCGAUUGUUGGAUUUGGAUUUGCGACCGGAUUGGCCUGAAAUCACGAUACAAACUUUCUCGGCCAAGAAUGCAGACCAGCGACAGAGAAUUGGCGGGGCUGAAUGGGCACUAUUUCGACUCUUCGAAAUAUGGGAUCCCAAUGAGACAGCACAGAAACUCCAACCCUUCUUCCCGCCACUCGAACCACUCCAAUCGUUGAACCUCCGCGCUGCGCUAUACCGAUGUCUGAACGAAUUGAAGAAGAACGGCGUUCUGGGAAGAGAGUCGGUUCUUAGGAAGACAAUGCUUGACGAGUGCAAGGGCGAGAAGUUCUACGAGAUAUUGGCUAUAUUUUCGAAUGUCGUACUCAAAAGGGUUCUUGCAGCGCAAGACGGAGGUGACAGAGAAGCCGUUGUCGCAAGAAAACUGGCGACAGCGUCAACACUCUCAGUCGAACAGCAACGAUCAUUACUGCCCCUAGCUAUCGCACACAAGGCAGCGCUCGUCAACGUGCUGAGACAGAAAGAAGAGAAGAGGCUGAAGUACAUGGAAUUCCAUGGUCUUCUGGACAGAAAGGCAGCAGAUAUCCGGGGUCGCAUACGCAAAUGCAAAGAUACCCCUCGAGCGCAAAAGCCAGCGAUACCACAGAAAGAAGCCAAUGCCAUCAAGAAACAGCUCAAGGACAACUGGGUUGGCAACCAACAGUGGCUCGACGUAAUGCUACGCGGCGAGAGCGUACAGGCGGACGAUGCGUUCCUAAACAGCCGUUUCGACAAAGUCUUGCAUAUGGUGGAAAAAGGCAGAAAACUAGAAGACGUCGCGCCUGAAACUGGAUUACUGGAGAAUCUCCAAGCAAGAGUGCAAGAGCAGCAGGAGAGGUUACAAAAGUGGAAGGCUUUCCAUGCUGAGCUACAAAACGACGAGUCAGGGAAAGGAACAUCAGGAAGCGGACAGACUACGGCGCCAGUAAAUGAGUUCCACUUCGAUGACCACUCGCAAUAUCAAUUGCCGUCGGCGAAGCACACAGCAGAAACUACGAGUGUAAAGCGGCCGACUAUGCGAACAGAGUUUCAGGACAUCCUGUCUGAUAUGGACAGUGAGCUGGCGCGAGCCGCCAAAGUCAGGGCUAGUACUGCAUCUACAAUUAUACAUCAUAGAAGUACCUCGACGGCAAAGACUGCUCGCCCACCACUUCUCACAAGGAAAUCUACUCAGACGGAGACGAUACGCAAAGCACCAGUGAUCCCAGCCAAGCCUGUCAAAUUACAAUCACCAUCAAGACCAAGCACGUUAGAACAUGUCCCGGUCUUACCCAGACCAUCUCGGCACGUUCCGACAACUGCCACACCAAUCGACUCAGAUGCCACACUAAUUGGUCAAUCAUCUGCGUCGAGUAGAGCUACGACCCAGCACAACGCAUCACCGACGGAGACUGAUAACGAGCGCACACCAGUACUGGAGACUAGAUCUGCUGUUUCCGAGCCCGUCGUCGAUAACUCAUCGUCUGAAGCUGCCAAGACACUUACUAAUUACUCAGAGCAAAAAACGGAUCUCUCCCCUGAAAAGCUGCUUGAGCCAUCACCAGAAUACCCCUCUGAACCGCCAAUCCCAACUUUUGAUCCCCCAGAAUUCAAUGCUGAAGAAGCACUUGCCGACCAGAUCAUCAACUCCAUCGGUAAUGCGACCCCAUCUCCGGUCAAGAAGCCUCAACCACGCAUGUCUCUUUCACUCAUUGAACGCACACGUAUGACGAUGGCACGGACAAACUCUUUCGAACCUGUUCCAGAGUCACCUGAUCUACCGCUACCAUCUAUGGGACCACCACCGAUUCCUUCGAUUGCUGGAGAUGAAGACGGCGACCGACGCGCAACACUGGCCGAACGAACCCGGCUCACCAUGGAAGCCAUGCAAUCCAACCCCCGCCCCACCGCCACAGCAAAGAAGGAACAGCGUAAAUCUAGCCGAUCAUCACUCUUCCCCGUCAACCAAUUCGAUACACCACGGAAUCGCAAAUCCUUCGAACUCCUAGAACAAGCAAAGCUCGAGAGCAUCGAGCGUACACCCACCGAGCAACUAUUCAGUGACGAAGUGGAUUACGAUAGGGUGUUCAAGUCAAGACCGAAGAUUGCCACAAGUCCGGUCUGGAGUCCUGAAGGCGGCGUUGGUGGUCAGGAAGAGUUUGGAAGUGACGGCGAAGAUGUGGAUGGUGUUACGGGUAUCGAUCUCGGAGAUGUGGAUCAGGACGAUGACGGAGAGGAUAGGUUCAAGGAGAGUUGGAUGGAUAGUCCUAGUCACAAGAAGGGGGUGAGGAAUUACUUCGCGAGUGAGGUGACGCGCGCACUUCAUAUCUUCCGCCUGCUCGAUGGAAUCAUGUUUCGCGUUCCCUACUCUUGGGAAGAAAUUCACUUCUUCCAAUCUUAUCGAGUAUACCGAAUCAUGCAUGAGGCUUUGAACGGAAACCUCUUCCUAAACGAAGUCCGGAACGUGGCGCUGCAGAUAUCAUUGAUGCGCGACAUCCACGAGGAAGAUGAAGGUGUCGUUACGGAUGUGGUCCAGACACUAUGCGCAACGAUAGGAAUCGGCGCAGAUUCCCGGUCCCGCUGGAGAAACGAAUUCAACCGCUCACAGAAGUGGGAUUCUCCCGGAUUCGAGAAACAGCUCUUUGGUGCGGCGCUUUGCACCAAUAGCCUUUCGUACAUUCGGCGGUCUGCGGCGCUACGGGAUGCCAUGUUGUCAAAAACUACAUGCCCUGAAAACAGCUGCGUAUUUGGAACGUUCUUUGAGCUGGCAGGAAAGCUCGGCAACGAGGAACUUCUUGACUACCUCAUGACAAACGCACCAUCUGAGUCCGGCCCAGAGGUUAGGUUCGAGCUUUUCAAACAUGCAGCACAAGCUGGCAGGAUAGACAUCGUUCGGUUCCUCCAUGGGUAUCGUAGCGAAGAGUGGCAUUGGAAUUUCGAAUCCGAUGUCAAGGGGAACAAAAGGCUGCUGAACUUCACUCUCGACGGCGGUCAUAAUCCUGAGAUUUAUGACCUUAUCCAGACUAUGCGCACGGCUCAAGGCUUAAGACGAACGCCAAGUGAUACUAUGGACAUUAAAUUCUACGGCAGCGCAAAAGUUGGGUAUAUAGACAUGGUGUCGCAUCUCCUACGAAUCGGCGAGUAUGCCAAUGGAGAUCGAACUGGCAUCCUCCAUAUAGCUGUCAAGUACGCUAGCGAACGUGGCCACGUAGCCAUUGUCCAGCUUCUGUUAGACAAUGGUGCGAAUCCAAACAUCACUCUCGAAGGUGCGGCGCGCCGCGGUCAUGGGAAGCUCGUGCAAAUGCUGCUGGAUCGCGGAGUCAAGCCGAGCGAGGCACUUGUCGAUGCAGGAAGAUACUAUACAGCACAUGCUAAGCUUCUUGCGAAUAUCGAAAGAGGACCUUAUCUGGACGUAGUGCGGCUCCUUCUUGACGCCGGCGUAGACGUCAACGAAAGCAUUGGCAAGGACAGCCCUCUCGCCGGAGCAAUCGCCGCAGAACAUACAGCACUGUUUGAGUUCCUCCUCGAACGAGGAGCGGAUCUGCGUUCCCCUGGGACAGCAGAGGAGUGCGUAAGAAGAGCGAAAAAGGAUGGACUGGAGUCUAUGCUACUGCUGCUCGAAAAUCAUGGGGUUGAUGUCAAUGUUGAGUUAGAAGAAGGGGCAUGA
Messenger RNA from Alternaria triticimaculans, 3768 nucleotides. RefSeq lists its product as uncharacterized. Gene Ontology annotation, molecular function: protein binding. Lineage: Eukaryota; Fungi; Ascomycota; Dothideomycetes; Pleosporales; Pleosporaceae. The record is from RefSeq and is a predicted model, not a curated record. The transcript has 3 exons. Bases 1 to 3768 code for a protein of 1255 amino acids.